This is a messenger RNA of Labeo rohita (rohu), 2344 nucleotides long. RefSeq names its product 5-hydroxytryptamine receptor 2A. Bases 198 to 1319 code for a protein of 373 amino acids. Gene Ontology annotation, molecular function: neurotransmitter receptor activity; G protein-coupled serotonin receptor activity. NCBI's taxonomy places the organism in Eukaryota, Metazoa, Chordata, Actinopteri, Cypriniformes, Cyprinidae. Gene Ontology annotation, biological process: G protein-coupled receptor signaling pathway, coupled to cyclic nucleotide second messenger; chemical synaptic transmission. The record is from RefSeq and is a predicted model, not a curated record. Gene Ontology annotation, cellular component: membrane; dendrite. The transcript has 4 exons.
CCUGACUGGGAACAGCGGGAGAGGGAAAGACAAACUAUGAACACACUGCGGCCGCCUGAGGGUGUAGGACGCUUAACCACAGCGUAAGCAGUUCUGACAAAGACGGCCUGUAGUCAGUUGACACCUGAGGCUGAUUAUACAGAAUCAACACAUACUGUUGCUGAGAGCCCUAUCAGACUGCAGUUUCAUUGACCACAAUGGCCUUACUGAAUGUUACGCUUCCCUGGAAUGUCUCUUUGGACCACAGCUAUUUCAAAUCCAACAUCUCAGAGUUAGAGGACACGCAACCUACCCCGGAGAACUGGCCAGCGCUGUUCAUUCUGGCGAUUAUAUUUUUUACUGUGGCGGGGAAUAUACUGGUAAUUAUGGCCGUGUCCAUUGAGAGCAAACUGCACAAUGCCACCAACUACUUCCUGUGCUCGCUGGCCGUGGCAGACAUGCUGGUGGGAUUCCUAGUUAUGCCAGCCUCGCUAAUUAGUAUUCUUUACAAUCACACCUGGCCUCUCCCUGAACUGCUGUGUCCCAUGUGGAUCUUUCUUGAUGUGCUCUUCUCCACAGCCUCCAUCAUGCACCUGUGCGCCAUCUCUCUGGACCGCUAUAUCGGCAUCCGUAAUCCAAUCAAAUACAGCCGCGGCAACUCACUUCAAAAGACCAUGAUCAAAAUUGUCUCUGUCUGGACUGUUUCUGUAGUGUUGUCACUCCCCAUUCCAGUAAUAGGUUUCCAGGACAAGCAGAAAGUGUUUGUAAACGGCACCUGUACCAUGAAUGAGCCUCGAUUCGUCCUUGUCGGCUCAACCGUGGCCUUCUUCGUUCCUUUGAUCAUCAUGGUCGUCUGUUAUUACCUCACUCUCCGUGAUCUCCAGAAGCACAGCGCUUCCUUCCCGCAAGAGAGCAAUAGUCAACAUUCUUCUCAUAGGAUAAGUGAUUCAAGUCUGCUUAAGAGUACGUCCUUCACCAACAAGUUCACGUUUCCAUCCAAAAAAGGUUCACAACGCCAAGGAAGACGAGGCAUGAUGCAAGCCUUGAAAAAUGAGCGACGAGCUUCCAAAGUCUUGGGGAUCGUCUUCUUUCUCUUCCUGAUCAUGUGGUGUCCGUUCUUCAUCACCAAUGUGCUGAUCGCCAUCUGUCAGGAAAACAGCAGCGAGCAUCUCUAUAACCUCAUUCACUUUUUCGUCUGGGUGGGAUAUGUCUCGUCUGGAGUGAAUCCUCUGAUCUACACCCUUUUCAACGAGACGUAUCGACAAGCCUUCGCUAGGUAUCUACGAUGUAAAUAUGAAAACAAGCCAGAGAAGAAGACCCAGGCCACCCAAUCAUAUUGACACAGUUACAGCAUGAUUAAACCUGAUCAUUAAUUGACGUGUAAUGCUUAAUGACGACCUGACAAUCAUGAUCUGGUAUACAUCUACAUAUUUCCAAGGCAGCCAAACUUUCUUUCCCUUUCAGUGACUAAAAACUAACAUGAUAGAUUGUUUAUUGUGAGUUUUAUAAAAAAUUGUUUAUUGUUCUUAUGUAAUGGGAUAUUAUAAACGUUUCCACUCGAGCGCUACCUUAUUUUGCAAUGCUUAAGUAAGUUAUUUCUCAGAAUGUGUGAGAGUUCCAGUUCAUUAGCUGCUAUAAAUAACCACAAAAAAUAAAGUGCAGUCAACAGUAAAACGUUUUGCUCUGCAAAUCAGUGUGUUUAUGACUACGAUAUGAACUGUACAAUACAGUUCAAUACAUUAUCGAGAGUUUUUGUACAGCUAAAGCGGAAGAGACCGGAAGCCUCACACAUCUAAGUUAAAAAUGGCAGCGUCCACAAUUAGAUGUGGUAGAUUAACAUUGCAGAACAAUUAGCAUUCCUAACUCUCCAAUGGAAAACGUGAUGGAAAAGCAUUUGAAUUACUCUCUACAGUUGUUUGCAUUGCACCUCCAGGACUCGUGAAGCGUCUGUCAGACUGUUUUGAAUGCAAGGACAAACCAAAAACUCUUAAUGUUCGGGAGGACAGCAGUGUUUUCCAGACACACUGCACUGUUUUCUUUCCAAGGCUUAUCGUACAGCCUGUUUUGACUACACAGAUAUUUCUGUGAACUCAGUUGAUAUCAAGCCUGUUUGUGUUAAAGUGUCAAGCCUGUGCAUGAAAGCGAAUUCAUAAUAAGAGAGUGCCGCCAUGUGGGGACAUUCAUUUGAUUUCUGAGCCAAUGAUUGAAGGGGUUACUGCAACAAUGAAGCUAAUAAAAAUAUUUUUAAACGCUAAAUUUUAGUGACACUUUUGUUUUUGCAUUCUUGAUCGAAACUACUUGUAUUUUAAAUAAAUUAUAAACUGUGCAAUGAAUGUGUUUGCUCACCAAGCCUGCAUUUAUUUGA